CUCCUCGCGUUGCAGGUGCGUCACAUCCGACGGGACGGCGUAGUGCCCGCGCGCACACGCAAGAACUCCCUAAGCCGCCCGAACAACCUGCCGCCCACUGCCUCCCACACCCUGCCGCCAGCGCCCACCCAUCCGCCACUGCCGCCCCUGCAGGCCACGCCACCAGUCGCCACAACCACCACUGCCCCUGCCACAGCCCCCGAGUCCCCUGCCACCCCUGCCUCGUCUCCAGCCCCUGCCGUCGCUGCCCCUACCCCUGCCAGCACCACCAGUUCAAGCAGCAGCAGCAGUAGCAGUAAUAGUAGCAGUACGCCCACGACCCUAAAGCUACCUGAACCUCCUCCACUCACGGAGGAUAAGCAGAAGGGGGAACAACAACAACAGCAGAAAUCGCAACAAAAGCAACAACAACAACAACAAGAGCAGAAACAACAAAAACAAGAUCAGGAAAAAUGCAACGAGGAAGCGAAAGAGGAAGAGAGACCUCAGGAGAAGGAACAACACAAA
Messenger RNA from Penaeus monodon (black tiger shrimp), 507 nucleotides. Its product is annotated as vegetative cell wall protein gp1-like. The transcript has a single exon. The record is from RefSeq and is a predicted model, not a curated record. The annotation marks the transcript as partial. Lineage: Eukaryota; Metazoa; Arthropoda; Malacostraca; Decapoda; Penaeidae.